Caenorhabditis briggsae is the source of this 4857-nucleotide messenger RNA. It is a transcript of the gene Cbr-unc-73, whose product is annotated as Protein CBR-UNC-73. NCBI's taxonomy places the organism in Eukaryota, Metazoa, Nematoda, Chromadorea, Rhabditida, Rhabditidae. Gene Ontology annotation, molecular function: protein binding; guanyl-nucleotide exchange factor activity. Gene Ontology annotation, biological process: axon guidance. The record is from RefSeq and is a predicted model, not a curated record. The coding region runs from base 1 to 4857 and encodes 1618 amino acids. Gene Ontology annotation, cellular component: plasma membrane; cytoplasm. The transcript has 20 exons.
AUGACGAUGAAAGCAGAAGAUAUCCUACACGUUCUUCGAGAUGGCAUAGCUAUACUUCAUGGUGGACGAUGUCGAGCCGGUCAAGCAGUCGUAGUGUGUCCUCCUAGAGAACAACUCGUCAAUCAAGAUCAUCUACGCAAUGUGCUUCUUUAUCUGUUCGAAGUUACAUCAAAAGAAGCCCGAGAGAAAGGAUUCCUUGUAGUAAUUGAUAUGCGUGGAAAACAGACAUGGGCCAACGUUCGAAAUAUUCUGAAGGCACUCAGCAGUAUUGACAAUUCAACAAAAAUACAAGUGUUCAUCAUUAAACCUGAAAAGUUUUGGGAGAAACAGAAAGCGCAGAUGUCCUUAGGAACAUGGGAUUUUGAAGUUGAAAUGAUCUCGUUCGAAUCUCUUAUCAAAAUAAUUGAUUCAUCCCAACUACCUAAAUCAAUAUCUGGAGGAAACUAUCCAUAUGAUCAUGACGAAUGGCUUGAAAUUAGGAUGGAUCUUGAAAAAUGGAUAUGGAACAUCACUGAGAUUAUGGAAACAUUAGAAGCCGUGAGAAGAGAUAUGUGCCAAGGAGAACAUCCAAUUGAUGUGAAAACUGCUGAAGCGGCAUUGAAAAAAAGUCAGUUAGCUAAGAACAAUAUUUUCAAUAUUCCAGUCGACAAUAUUGAAGCGGAAGGAAACAAAAUUGUCAAUCGAAUAUUGCAACCGCCUAAAGGUGUCAAAAACCCAGAUCUCCAAGCCACUACGCCCUAUAUCUCAAAUCUUACGGACUCUCUUAGAUUACUCAAAGGCGAAGUUCACAAAAGUUGGGACACCCGGCAAGCUGAACUGGUUAAAGUGUAUUAUCAAAAACGUUUCGAGGAGGAUGUCGAGAAAAUGGUUGAAGCCCUACGACCCUACAAGAAACAAUGUGAACGAAGCAUGGGAGAUGUUGGCGGAUGUGUUAGCGACGUAAACGCUCUUGCGGAAGAUUUUGAAAAGUUUCAAGUUGCUGUCAAGGCGAUGGAAGUGUCUGUCAAACGCGUUUUUGAUCAAGCAAAUGAACUGCGGACAAGUGGGGCUCGAAAUCAAAUCACUGACCAUGUAACAGAACGACUAACGAAUGAAUGGCGUCUCGUAAAAGAAUUGAUGGAACGAAGAGCGACUAUUCUGCACAAUGCUCGAAAAUUUUUCUCAUCAGCACAAUGCUAUUUCGCUGAGAUACCCGCUUGGACAGCACAGCCGGGAAUCAAUCCGAAUGAUGUGAUGUUCUCUCAAGAAUCUUUGGAAAUCGCCAUCAGAACACAUGACGGAUUCUGGGCGCAGGUAGAGGAGGUCUAUGCGCAGGCAUAUGAGGAUGCAUUGAAUCUGAUGAAAUCACUCAAAGAAUCCGAAACAGAAGACAAUGUUGCCAAAGAGCAUUCAAGUCGGCUACAAAGAGCUCAUAAACAGCUAGGCGAAAAAUGGAAAGAAAGGCAGGCAAGUUGUCUUGUACUUCUUCACCACAUGCUUGCCAUGAUAGCAUUCGAGACGGACGUUAAAUUAGUAGUCGAUUGGCUUCAGCUUCAUGGAGAGCCAUAUUUACGACGAAAUAUUCAUAUAGGGGAAAAUGUGAAUCAAGCUAGAACUUUUCAACGGAAUCAUUCAAAUUUUCAACGGGUAGCAGCUAACACUUACGGAAAUGUACAAAAACUAAGACGAGUAUAUCAAGAUGUUUCUAACUCAGGAAGUCAAGUAUGCGAUGUUAACAAGAUGCAAGAACUUAUGACCGAUCUCACAGCUAAAAUUGAAAAAUUCACUACUAUUGAACAGUCGAGAGAGCAUUUACUCCGACAAUCUGUUCUCUUUCACACUCAUUAUACGGAACUGACGGAUUGGUAUACGAAAAUGCGAGAAAAGUACAACGAGAAACGGAUAGAGCUGACCGUUCCAGUUUGUGACAAAAACAAAGAACGAUUCGUUCUGGAAACCGAUGAAACUGCACAGGCAUAUGCAAUGACAAUUGACGAAGGGAAAAUGUUGAUCGAAAUGAUGCAUAAUGCUACAAGGAUAUUUGAUGUUGACUAUACUGUUAGUAUUGCACACAUUCAAACACUCAUUUCUGAUAUCGAAAAUAAGAAUACGCAGAUUUCGUCAGAAUGGGGACCUCGCCGGACACUACUCCACAUCGCUUCCAAAUUUGCGAUGUUCGAACAGAAUAAAUAUGAAGUCCUGGAGCAGAUAAAAGGAUGGGAAGAAGAUAUGAGAGAAAUGGUGGAGUCACCUUCAUUUCACGACAAAGCUGAUAACGUCAUGCCUUAUCACAUCGAGAAUCAAGAAAAGGUUCGAGAAGCAAUAUCAUCGAUUCAAAAAGCAGCAAUGGAAUUGUCUCAAGUACUCUACAGUCACAAGCUCACAGAUCUCAGAGAUAAAAGAGAUCGGAUAGUACUGGAAGCAAUACGAGAUCACAUUCGAGAGCUAGAAAUAGAUGAGUCUAGAGUGAUGGCAUAUGCUAAUGAAACAUCAUCACGGAUAAAUGCAGUUCGGGAAGUUGUCGAGUUACGAAAAGUUUCUUUAGGAGUUUGUCGACUGAUAGAAACCCAACUGCAAGCUCUCACAAAGCUAGGAGUGAUUCCACAUGAUUACAAUGACACAGUUCAAAAGCAAGAAGAACUGCGUGCUUUCCGAGAUGCUGUUACUAUCAGACUCAGGGAUCCGUAUGAUGCUUUCGUCGUUCGAUUUCGUGAACUGAUGGAGAAUCGUCUGGCGAAUCGAGAUGAAGUUGUUCAUCACAAUGAAAUGAUACAGACAAAAUAUCGACGGUUAAUGGCACUUUGUGAAGAAAGGAAUAAGCUUUUAAAAUCAGCCCAUGGUUGCUAUAAAACGUAUGAAACAGCAGUUCUUCCGAUUCUCAACCAACUGGAAUCUGAAUACCACUCUCCAACUGUAACGGAUUGGUGUGCUGGAUGUCCAUCAACGGUACACUCAGACCGAGCUUCUUACGUGGCAGAUUUGCUCAGUAAACACAUGGAUUACAAGGAACGAUUCGGUAAAGGAUGUACGUAUGCAUUGAGAAACGGAGAUUUUCUUCUACGGUACAUCAAAAGAGCCAACAUGAAGUCAAACAUUCGAGAGAGGCAGUCGAAUAUACUGGAACUUUGGUUACAGAAAAAAUCACUUCUUGAAGGAUGCCAAAACUUCAUUGCCAUCGAAGCCACUGCUAAAGAUCUUCUAAAAUUCAUGACUGGUGAAGGAAAUGAGAAGUUGAAACAGUUUGAGAAACGAGGACGUGGCGAGUUGAACGAUGAAGAUGACGAAUUCGCCAAAUUCAAAUUAGAAGUGAAGCAAAAGAAAACGGAGAUUCAGACGUUCUUGCUUUGCUCAGACGAAUCGAUGGUUCGAGGCGUUCAUGGAGAUCAGGUUGAACGAUGUAUCGAACAAGUGAAAGAGAAAUUCAAUCAAUUUUCUCGACGAGUCGGCGAUUGUGAAGUCGUUCUGCGUGGCGAAAAUGGCGGAUCAAGUUCAUCGAAAGACGAAUUCUCACUGGAUCGACACUCCGACACAGCCAUAUUCAAUGAAAAAGCAAUCAGCGAGCAGCGGGCUGAAAAUCGAAAAGUUCUUGAACCAAUGCGGGAACUCAUUCAGUCUGAGAAGGAUUAUAUUAAAGAUUUGGAGAAAUGUAUCAGCAUAUAUGUCGCCGAGUUUGAUCAGGCUACGAAGAAUGGUUCAAUUCCGACAUUACAGAAGUAUGAUAUAUUUGGUAAUAUCGAAAAAAUAUAUCAAUUUCAUCAUGAUAAACUUCUCCCGGAACUUGUGAAAUACGAGAACCAGCCUGAAGCAGUUGGUGCUUCGUUCACCGUCUGGAUUGAUUUGCUCAAUGAGCUCUACAUCGAGUAUUGCGUUAAUAAGGAACAGAAGAACAACGUGCUUGCUACUCCAGAAGCAAAAGCGUUUUUCACAGAAAUCCGGGAGAAACACGGACUGGAAAUCGAUAACGAAAUUACAAGUCACCUUAUAAAGCCUGUUCAGAGGAUCACUCGAUACCAGUUAUUGAUAUCCCAACUGUUGAGAAGCUGUAACGAUAAAGCCGACGAUCUCAAGGAUGCGUACGAUGUGGUGUGUAGUGUUCCGAGAAAAGCCAACGAUAUAAUUCACUUCAACUGCCUGGAGUUGAAAAACUGCAAUGUUGAUGAGUUGGGCCCGUUCGUAACCCAAGAUGUGCUCACUGUCUGGGAACCGAGAGCGUACUUUAAAGGACGAGGAAAAGAACGUCAGGUGUUCUUGUUUGAUCUUUCCAUCGUCUUCGCCAAAAGGAUUGAAACGUCACCAAAAAACUUCAAAUAUGUUAUCAAAGGCAAGCCGCUUCCACUCAGCGAUGUUUCCAUUGUUGAACAUGUCGAAGGCGAUUCGUGUCGAUUUGGACUGCGCGUUGGAUCUAACCAUUCCAAUGACAACCGUACCGAUUUAAAGGCUUCAACUGAGAGUACCAAAGUUAAGUGGGUUCUGAAGAUUCGCGAACUGACGACUGGAUUAUUGCCACUUGGUACAUUGGGUCUUGGAGUUUCGCCAGCAAUAUCAGCUACAACUCUAUCAACCGCCAGAAGUGUCUCACAUCGUUCUGGCGCUUCAACAUCGUCUGGAGGAGAUAAUCGACAAUCGCAAGACGUCGACUCACUGCUUCAUCAUCGUUAUAGUGUUCACAGUUGUGAUAGUGAGCAGUCCUCGGAAGUAUGGAUUGUGACGGCCGACUUCGAUGGGCAAACUGAAGGUCACUUAACAGUUCACAAGGGAGACCGAGUUGAAAUUGUCGAAGAUCAAGCCACAGAUUGCGCUGAAUAUAUUCAAGUUGUUCUGUGUGAUCAACCAACAAAGCAUGGUCUUGUUCCUGCUUCCAUCAUUGUUCCACGUUAG